AUUGAAAGACACUUUUGUGAUCUGCCUGACAAACAACAUGGACAAAUGGACACGUCUACAGAGGGAGAAAGCAACAAGCUAGCAUAUUGUGUAACGGAUGUACCUCCCUGGUACCUGUGCAUCCUGCUAGGCAUCCAGCACUGUUUGACUGCAUUUGGAGGUAUCAUCGCCAUCCCGUUAAUCUUGUCUCAGGGGUUGUGUCUGCAGCAUGACGGCAUCACACAAAGCCACCUCAUCAGUACCAUCUUCUUUGUCUCUGGUAUUUGCACUCUGUUGCAAGUUACCUUCGGCAUUAGACUGCCCAUUCUCCAGGGUGGUACAUUCACAUUAUUGGCACCCUCAAUGGCAAUGCUGUCCAUGCCAGAGUGGACAUGUCCUGCUUGGACCCAAAAUGCCAGCCUAGUCAACACCUCUUCCCCAGAAUUUGUAGAAGUGUGGCAGAGUCGAAUGAGAGCACUGCAGGGAUCCAUUAUGGUGGGCUCACUAUUCCAGGUGUUUGUUGGUUUCUCUGGCCUCAUCGGCCUCUUCAUGCGCUUCAUUGGACCUCUCACCAUCGCUCCUACCAUCUCUCUCAUUGGACUGUCCCUGUUUGACUCAGCUGGUGCCAAUGCUGGCAACCACUGGGGCAUAUCUGCCAUGACCACAGCACUAAUCACCCUGUUCUCACAGUACCUCCGUCAUAUACCUGUGCCCUUUCCUAUGUACAACAAGGAUAAAAAACUGCACAUCUCCCGUGUCUACGUCUUUCAGAUUCUCCCUGUUCUGCUUGGAAUCACUUUGUCUUGGAUAAUCUGCUACAUUUUGACGACCUUCAAUGUACUUCCUGCUGAACCAGAAAAGUAUGGUUACAUGGCCCGCACGGAUCUAAAGGGAAAUGUUAUAAGCAAAGCUCCCUGGAUCACUUUUCCAUACCCAGGUCAGUGGGGGAUGCCGACUGUGAGCCUGGCAGGUGUGGUUGGCAUCUUGGCUGGUGUGAUUUCCUCCAUGAUAGAGUCUGUAGGGGACUACCACGCUUGUGCCAGGCUAUCUGGGGCUCCACCUCCCCCUAAACAUGCCAUAAACAGGGGUAUCGGCAUUGAGGGACUGGGCUGCUUGCUGGCUGGAGCCUGGGGUACAGGAAAUGGUACCACUUCAUACAGCGAGAAUGUCGGAGCCCUCGGUAUUACAAAGGUUGGCAGUCGCAUGGUAAUAGUAGCCAGUGGAGUCUUGAUGGUUGUCAUGGGUGUGUUUGGUAAAGUGGGUGCUAUAUUUACCACUAUCCCAUCACCCGUGAUAGGAGGGAUGUUCAUGGUUAUGUUUGGCGUUAUCUCUGCAGCAGGAGUUUCUAAUCUGCAGUAUGCAGAUAUGAAUUCGUCUCGAAACCUCUUCGUUUUUGGCUUCUCCAUGUUCUCUGGUCUGGUCAUCCCUAACUGGAUCUUAAAGAACCCUGCAGCUAUUGCUACAGGUGUGGUUGAAGUCGACCAGGUGCUACAGGUCCUUCUGACAACCAGUAUGUUUGUAGGAGGUUUCUUUGGCUUCAUACUGGACAACACAAUUCCAGGAUCAAAGCAUGAACGAGGCAUCCUGGCCUGGAACAAGGCUCACGAGGAUGACUCCAGCAACACACUCGAGAGCGGAGAAGUGUACAACCUUCCCUUUGGUAUCAGCUCUUACUUGUCUUCUUCCUCCUGGCUCCGGUACAUUCCUUUCUGCCCUCCUGGUCCUAGUGUGCCCAGCUCCCUGAGAGGAUGCGCAGCAGAUAGUAAUGCCCUGGAGCCUAAGAAGCCACUGGGACAUCCAGAGCCUUCACAGAUCAUUAUUGGAGUCGCUCUGUGAGCUGUUUGCUCACAUCAGCAUGCCAUUUUGGGGAUUUUCCAGCAACUAUACCAUCUGAGGCAGCUCAUUUCGGACCUCUUGUACUUUUGAAGACAAUGUACUGUAACAACAUGGUGCAAAGUAUUUCACAUAAACUGACAUUGGCAAAUGAUAUCUUGCAUAGGAUUAAUAUAUGGAUAUCCUUUAGGGGGGUAGUUAGGUAUCUUUCUACAGAUGUUUUAGUAGAUAUUUUGUAUGAUAUAAAACUGGUGAAGAGAGAGAGAUAUAUAUGUAUAUCUCAACUUGGAGACUUGUUUUCUGUACAGUUUCACAGACAUUUUCACAGAGCAUACACUGUUGAAUAUAAACAAUGAUUUUUUUGGU
Messenger RNA from Morone saxatilis (striped sea-bass), 2178 nucleotides. RefSeq names its product Xan_ur_permease domain-containing protein. Gene Ontology annotation, cellular component: membrane. The record is from RefSeq and is a predicted model, not a curated record. Gene Ontology annotation, molecular function: transmembrane transporter activity. Gene Ontology annotation, biological process: transmembrane transport. NCBI's taxonomy places the organism in Eukaryota, Metazoa, Chordata, Actinopteri, Moronidae.